AUGGCGACUACUCCCUCAAACCAGGCCUACGUGCUUGGUGUCGGCCUCACAAAGUUCAUUAAACCUCGUGGCGAACGAGAAUAUCCUGAAAUGGGCUAUGAAGCUGGCGUAAAAGCUAUGCUUGAUGCCCAGAUCAAUUACGACGAUGUCGAGCAUGGAGUCGCUUGCUUCGCAUAUGGCGACUCUACAUCCGGGCAGCGUGUAUUUUAUCAGUUCGGCAUGUCUACCAUUCCAAUCGUGAACACAAGCAACGCAUGUGCUACUGGCUCCAUUGGCCUGUAUCUGGCACGUACUCUGAUCAAGAGCGGUAAUGCAGAUUGUGUCCUUGUUGUCGGGUUUGAAAAGAUGAAGCCCGGAAGUCUCAAGUCUGUCUGGGACGACCGGCCAAGUUCGAGCGGGCGAUUUGCAGCGAAGAUGAAGGAACAACGUGGUUUUGACAAAUCUCCACUGACGGCCCAAUAUUUUGGAAACGCGGGAAGGGAAUACAUGGAAAGAUACGGCGCCAAGGCAGAAGACUUUGCGGAAAUCGGGCGUAUCUCCCACAAACAUUCCCAGGCCAACCCAUAUGCGCAAUUCCGUCAAGAGUACUCGCUCCAGGAGAUCCAGGAUUCCGCAACAAUUUAUCCGCCUUUGACUAAGCUCCAGUGUAGUCCGACCAGCGAUGGUGCAGCAGCAGCAGUUAUAGUAUCCGAAAGUUUUCUAAACGCACGACCGCACCUAAGGAAUCAAGCAAUCUUGAUGGCAGGGCAGCAGUUCUUGACCGAUUCACCCAAGACCUUCUCGGAGAGUGCGAUCGAACUUGUUGGUUAUGACAUGACGCAGAGAGCUGCUCGGGCCGCGAUGAAGGAAGCUGGGAUCAGCGCUUCUGAAGUCAAGGUGUGCGAGCUGCACGAUUGUUUUUCAACCAACCAGAUGGUCACUCUUGAUGCUCUGGGCUUCUGUGAGCCUGGAAAGGCACACGAAAUGGUUCGAAGAGGAGAUAUCACAUAUGGCGGAAAGAUGGUGAUCAAUCCUUCCGGGGGCCUAAUCUCCAAAGGGCAUCCAAUUGGCGCAACGGGCCUGGCACAGUGCGCUGAAUUGACCUGGCAGCUACGUGGCUGGGCAAACAAUCGGCUGGUAGAUAACAGUACGGUGGCAUUGCAGCAUAACCUGGGCCUAGGGGGUGCGGUUGUUGUUAACGUCUACAAGCGUGCUGAUGGUAAACCUACCUCAAGAGUGAAUAGCGAAGACGUUGCAAAGGAAAGCUGGUUCGGUUAUAACCCUGCUGUGGAGGCAAGGGGUAUCACCCUCGCCGACGCUGAAAAGGUUCGGAGUAAAAAGAACAGGAACGACUUUGCUCUGGGAGAUACUCGAGAGAGGCUGGCUGCACUUUUGUAA
Molecule: messenger RNA, 1377 nt
Organism: Penicillium pulvis
Lineage: Eukaryota; Fungi; Ascomycota; Eurotiomycetes; Eurotiales; Aspergillaceae
Product: acetyl-CoA acyltransferase
Exons: 2
Coding region: 1-1377 (458 amino acids)
Molecular function (GO): acyltransferase activity, transferring groups other than amino-acyl groups
Source: RefSeq, a predicted model, not a curated record